Molecule: messenger RNA, 2235 nt
Organism: Prunus avium (sweet cherry)
Lineage: Eukaryota; Viridiplantae; Streptophyta; Magnoliopsida; Rosales; Rosaceae
Source: RefSeq, a predicted model, not a curated record
ACAAAGGAAACUACCUCCAGCAACUCAAGUCAGAGGAGAUAAGGCCCACAUGUUUCCCACCUCCACUAAGAAAUCCUUUUCCGGUUUCUCUGCACUAAAGAUUUCUGAAUUUCCAAAUAGUCCAAGACCCGAUCUCGGAAGAACCCCCUUCCAUCCCGUCUUAUUUCUUGUCAGUAGUAGUGCACGUUCCAGUUCCCGUUCGGCAAAGUGGCCUUACAGACGAACUAAGAGUUAUCUCAUUAACAACAUAGAACGAUUCUACUAUCCUUAUUACAGAGAAAGCGAUAACCACUGACUCGCUGACUUUGUAGGUGUGCACAACUUAUAAGAGAGAAAAGAGAGAUUCAUAAAUGGAGAAUGAUUUCGUUGAAGCAGCUCCUUCAUCUACAGUUGAUAUUCCAGAAUUUUUAAAAUCCUUCCCGAAGCUGUCUAGCUCUGAUUCAUCUGCCAAUCUUGUUUCUUUACCUAAUGGUGCUAAAGUUGUUGCCACUGAAAGUCUUGCUAGAAAAACAGCUUCUCAUUACACAUUAGCGGACAUGUUAAAAAGAUCAGACGUUACUUCGCGAUGGGAGGAUGGUCGUGUUGUGGACGAGUAUUCCAAAAUUAUUCGGGAUAUUAUUGAGUUACUAUUCCAAUUGGAGUUGAAAGAUAUACGUUCUGGCAACUUGAACGAUGGUGACAUAGUCAUUAUUCAUGGUAGAGCAAAGAUCCCCUAUCUUGCAAAUCCUUGUAUUGAAACUAAAUUGCCAAGCUAUAGACAAGAAUUCAAAUCUUUGGUUUCAAGAAUGCUCGGGGAGAAUGCUGCAAUAGUGGAGUUAGUGCACUUCUAUGGCAAGAUCGACCACCUUGGGAUGACUUUUAACGACUUAUGGUAUCAUCCUCUGCUCCAAUCAUCUAAUGAGAGAUAUUUUUUCCCUCUUGACGCCUGGUUGCAUCUUCAAUAUGAGAGAAGAGAUACAUGGAGAAAUAUGUAUCAAAAUGUGGUGAAUAAUGAUAUUGACAUUAACACAAUCAUUGGAAAAUCUAAAUAUAAGGCUUUUAUGUCAGUUCUUUUAAAAAAAACCAAAAGGGAAGGUGCAUAUAAGAAUAAUGCCUUGGGAGUGUUUGAUUACUCAAGAGACAUACUCGAGAAUGUUAAUAAAUUUGUGGACAAGGACGAUGAAAGAAUUUCGACAAAGCAUGAAGUGGAAGAAGAGCUUACUUCAUUGUUCCCCACACGGCUAAUAGAUUUAUAUGAGUUCUUGUAUUGCAUGGGCAUUAGUAUGAACUCCUUAGGGCUACGAAGAUCAAUGUAGACUCAGAACUUUGAUCAUGAACACAGCUGCCCAACCUUCACGCCCCCAAAAGCCAAAGAACUUGACCAUGAUCGAUGUAGACGUAGAACUUUGAUCAUGAAUAUGAUCCUAGCUUAAUGGAGUUGAUUGCAUGUUGCAGCAUUUACAUUGCUUUUGCAUAAGCUAGUUUUUUCUAACUCAAGUUUUUAGUACCAAGCCUCGAGUUUCACAUGAUAUGCUCUUUGUGAAUGUUGGUUCAUAAUCAUGCUAUCCUUUUAUCCCAUGCCACUAUUAUCUAUGCUUUAUAACAUUUUGGAGCUUUGAUCCCUUGUCUGGUAUGAUUAUGACUAGUCAUAUCUACUGGUUAGUUGUCAUUGGGGUUUUAUGUUGCUCAGGUUGUAGGUUAUUUGCUUUGACCUAUUUCGUUUUGAUUUGAUAUGGUUACUUUUGUCAGAUUUUGGACCAAAUCAAUGCUUUUGGUUAUCUGAUUAAUAUGCCUUGGAUUGUUUUCUAUUUGAUACAUUAUGUGUUUUGGCACUUCUCUUUUGAGCUCUGCAUUUGCUAUGAUUUUUCUUAUCUUUAGCCUACUCUUACAUGUCAUUUGAUCUCCUUCUUUUGAUGUGAUUUGGAAGUUUUUUGGACUUUGUCUAACAGGACUCGUCCUGGACUUUCCCCUUGGAAUCCGUGACGAACCUUGCUUCCCGUCCAGAUCUAACUGAUGUCGGACCCACUUUCCUGAAACGUUCUUUAGCCCUAAUUUAAACUGAUAAAGGCUUCAACUUCUAUUGAAAUUUUGGCAGUCUCCCUUGUAACUGGAACAUUUCCCAAUUUAUAGUACCUGCAAACAAGUGCCAGAACAAACCCUCAAAUGGGCUUCACACCUUCUACCCAAGCUCAAAAUGAGUGCAUGUUGGAGCUAUUAAGGAGAAAGAAUGUGCAUGCAUGUGAAGUAAAAAGAAAA